Messenger RNA from Sorex araneus (European shrew), 504 nucleotides. Its product is annotated as ferritin light chain-like. Gene Ontology annotation, biological process: intracellular iron ion homeostasis; iron ion transport. The record is from RefSeq and is a predicted model, not a curated record. Bases 1 to 504 code for a protein of 167 amino acids. Gene Ontology annotation, cellular component: cytoplasm. The transcript has 3 exons. NCBI's taxonomy places the organism in Eukaryota, Metazoa, Chordata, Mammalia, Eulipotyphla, Soricidae. Gene Ontology annotation, molecular function: ferric iron binding; ferrous iron binding.
AUGAACUCCUGGGUUCGUCAGAAUUAUUCCACUCAUGCGGAGGACGACGCUGUCAACCACCUGAUUAACAAGUAUCUGCGGGCUUCCUAUACUUACCUCUCUAUGAGCUACUAUUUCACCCCGGAAAAAGGGGCCCUGGAACCCGUGGGUCGCUACUUCCGCCAACUGUCAAAAGAGAAGUAUGAGGGUGCUUGGAAGCUCAUGAGUAUGCAGACCGACCGUGGACACCACCUGGUCUUCCACAAAAUACAGAAACCUUCCCAGGAUCUGUGGGGGACAGUCCUGGAGGGUAUGGAAGCCGCCCUGACCCUGGAGAAGAAACUUAACCAAGCCCUCUUGGAGCUGCAUGCUCUGGGGAGGGCCACCAAAACCCCCCAUCUCUGCUCCUUCCUGAGACCUUUACUAAACGAGGAGGUGAAGCUCAUGCAGGAGAUAGGGGACUGGCUGACCAUCUUGCGUAGGCUUGGGGGUCUGCUAGGAGGGGUUUCGCAAGUAUUUCCUUGA